AUGCCCGCUGAGUCCGACACACAAGCUCAAGUUGAGCUGGCAUACCGGAAUAAACCAUUUCUCACGGGGUACCUUGGUCCAACGAGCUUUGUGUCAUCACUAUGUGACGAUGUGGACCUCUCCUCGGAUGGCCGAAGUGUUGGAAUGAAAAGUCCACCACGAGUUCUACCCUCUUUUUGGGUUCAGAAGGUCUCUGAUCUACUACUUGCUUUGACAGACUUUGCUCCAAUCGAAGCAGUCAUCCGCGAAUAUUAUGGAUUGAGUCAGGCCUCUGUGAUUCCUGGGCCAUUCAUCUUGAACAGUCUGGCUCCAAUUGAAGAUAUGACCAAGGGUCUUCUUUCUGCCCACAAGGCAGGUGAAUCCAGGUCUUUAUUAACGACAAAAGUGAUCCAGAACACGGCCAAGAUUUUUGAAGUUCCAUCGUCGGUGGCUGGGAAAGACUUUCACUCUUUAUAUACCGACCAGGCUAUUCGUUUAGAGAUACUCGGGGUGAUUUGCUCAUUGGCCGGGCGCGCAGCAUAUCUGGGACUCGCUGGGGAAAACUUUAACAGUGAGCAACAACGUUUACAAUUUUCGAAGAAGAUGCUCAUCGCGAGCGAUGCUGCACUUCACAUUUGCAAAAUCCUGACCCCCUUGAACGAUCUUACCAUUUGGCUGGUGCAAGAAAAUUUAUUCUUCUGCCUUGCUGCAGAUGGUAAUUCGAGUCCCCAAACAUGGAACAAACUCGGCGAGCUAUCUACGGACAUUUUCGCACUUGGCCUCCAUCGCAAUUCAAAAAAUCCAACUCAAACACCGGAAUUCCUUCUGGAAUCCCGUCGGCGUACUUUUGCAGCAGCCUACAGAGUGGAUAAAAGUAUUGCAACAUUUCUGGGCCGGCCACCUCGCAUACCAGCGAGAUAUGCUGAUUGCGGUCUACCGCUCGAUGUUAGUGACGAGGCAUUUUCAACAGAUAAUGGGACCUUGAGCUAUUCCCUUGAUCAACUUGACAUAAAUGGCUGGAGUACCUGCGGCUUCUUUUACCCUGCUUCUUGGAUGCGAGCUCGUUCGAUCAUAUGUGGGUUUCGUGAUGAGAUUCUCGAAGUUGCAUUGCAGAAGGACACUCCUGAGACUGCGGCUACUCUACUUGGAAUCUCCAAGAGAUGCCAUGCAUCUUGGAAUAAAAUACCUGCCCAUCUCAAAUAUACUCCCCAGUGUUGGGAGAUGAAUCUCCCAAUCGCUACUCCGAUCAUGCUCGUUGUUUCAUAUUUAGCAUAUCUAUACAACGAAUUCUUGGUACACCAGUUCCUAGUCGGCAAACAAAACCCUAGAGCGAGUUGUGCACUAUUGUCCGUCAGCUCGGAUAUCUUGUCUACAGUUCUAAUAAUCGGAACUCGACGUGAUCACGCUGUGGACUUGCGACCAGACUUUACCUGGCUGAUUCUCCUUUAUGGAAUCCCCAGUGCUAGCAUCCUUGUCAAAGCCCUCCAAAAUCAAAAUCGGUCUGGAGAACCACUAUUAUACGAAGGCUCGAGGCCUGCUCUGAUUCGAAGUUUGAGCGUUUUCAUCUCUCAUUUGGACAGCGUUGCACAACCUGAUAAUUCUAACUAUUCAUUAUUGCAACGGGCAAGUCAGGUAUUUACGAAAAUUAUCGACGAAAUUCUUGAACCACAGGCUUCACUGCCUCAGAAUGAGCUGGACGAUUUGGGUUUACUUGAUUGUAAUCAAUUGAUUGAUAUGAGUGACUUGGACCUGUUAAAUACCAUUGAAAUUGGUGUCUCUUUUGACCAAUGGUUGAUUUAA
Molecule: messenger RNA, 1779 nt
Organism: Penicillium waksmanii
Lineage: Eukaryota; Fungi; Ascomycota; Eurotiomycetes; Eurotiales; Aspergillaceae
Product: transcription factor domain-containing protein
Exons: 4
Coding region: 1-1779 (592 amino acids)
Biological process (GO): DNA-templated transcription
Cellular component (GO): nucleus
Molecular function (GO): zinc ion binding; DNA binding
Source: RefSeq, a predicted model, not a curated record